AUGUUUUCGUGUUGUCUCCCCGUGUCCCGAGGCCGAUGCCUCCAGAGAGGCAGCGAGGAGAGUGUGUUUAGUCGUGGCCGCCGCUGGAUCCGGACCUGGACUCAGCGCAAAGGACGCCUGUGGCCCUUUUCCCGGCGGCGGCGCUCAGAGAGCCCAACCCGGGCCAAGGAGCGGCCACAGCUGGUCAAGGAGGAGCCGCAGCUGGUCCAUGAAGACCCCCGCCCCAUGCCCAGCAGGGAGGGGCCGGUGAGCCACACCACUGAGGGCCAGCGCAGGCCUGAAGUGCGUGUGGCCGCCUGGGGGUCUGGGGAACCUGGGCCCAUGGGUGCAGGGAGAAGGACUCCUCCACCCGAGCCACACAGGCCCCACCAGCCUCCAACCUGGAUGCCGUUCAGUCCCAACACGCGGAGGUUACUUUUCAACUCGGGGCUCCCGUGCUUCGGCCCGUGGCUAGAAGACCUCCUGGAGCCCAUGGAAGCAGAGCCCAAGGCACCAGCCCAGGGGGCACACGUGGCUCCUCCUGUAACACCCAAAGUCCACCCUGAGGAGCUGGAGGCAGAGCUGGAGGCGUGUGCACCUCCAGAGCCUGUGCCACCUCCAGCAGCCUCUCCAGCUGCAGCUGUGGAGCCAGGGCCGGCCCCAGACACAACUGAGGCCCCACCAGCGCUGGAAGAAGAACCCUCCCCGGGACCCUUGCCGGUUCCUGCCUCAGAGGAGGAGCUGCCUGUGGAGGUGCCAACUCAAGGGCCGCUUGUUGAGUGCCCUCACCCUGUCCCAAGGGGAAAACUCGUUUGCCCCCCACUCCUUGAUAUUUCGUUUUCUUUAUUGUUCUUAUUUUGUUUUUAUGUUCUCCAUAGCGUACUUUCUUUUUUGAUCUUUUCAUUACUUUGGGCGUUUGGGUGAGUUUGGCUUUUAUUAUUUUAGUUUUUCUGUUUAUGUUCUUCAUUUUUCCAUUGUAUAAUCCCUUUUA
Messenger RNA from Eptesicus fuscus (big brown bat), 970 nucleotides. Its product is annotated as basic proline-rich protein-like. The record is from RefSeq and is a predicted model, not a curated record. Bases 1 to 903 code for a protein of 300 amino acids. NCBI's taxonomy places the organism in Eukaryota, Metazoa, Chordata, Mammalia, Chiroptera, Vespertilionidae. The transcript has 3 exons.